This is a messenger RNA of Electrophorus electricus (electric eel), 1551 nucleotides long. RefSeq names its product uracil DNA glycosylase b (gene ungb). Gene Ontology annotation, biological process: base-excision repair, AP site formation via deaminated base removal; base-excision repair. NCBI's taxonomy places the organism in Eukaryota, Metazoa, Chordata, Actinopteri, Gymnotiformes, Gymnotidae. Gene Ontology annotation, molecular function: uracil DNA N-glycosylase activity. The record is from RefSeq and is a predicted model, not a curated record. Gene Ontology annotation, cellular component: nucleus; mitochondrion.
GCGGCAACUUUGACUGUGAAAGCUUUCACAUCACACGCAUUUCAUACAGAUAAAACUCUAAUACAACGAUUAAAGAACUAAUGUCACAAGAAUCGGUAACAAAAGAGCGACUGGGUAGUAAUGGGCCACAUCUUACCACCGAGCAGCUGCAGCGGAUCGAGCAAAACAGGCGCGCGGCACUGGAGAGGCUGGCCGCGCGCAAUGUUCCCGUACCCGUCGGAGCAAGCUGGCGAAACCACAUAAAGGCCGAAUUUUCCAAGCCUUAUUUCACAAAUCUGAUGUCUUUCGUCGCUGAGGAACGAAAACGGUUUACUGUCUAUCCGAAACCAGAACAAGUUUUCUUUUGGACAGAGCUGUGCGCUUUCGAGGAUGUAAAGGUGGUCCUCCUUGGCCAAGACCCAUAUCACCGGCGAGGCCAGGCCCACGGUCUCUGCUUCAGUGUACCCAGGCCUAUUCCACCACCCCCAAGCUUGGAAAAUAUAUUCACUGAACUAGCAUUAGAUAUAGAGGACUUCCAGCACCCUGGGCAUGGGGACCUGACAGGAUGGGCUAAACAGGGUGUUCUGCUGCUGAACUCUGUAUUGACAGUACGAAGCCGUGAGUCAACCUCCCACCAGGGCCAAGGCUGGGAGCUGUUCACUGAUGCUGUGAUCCUGAGCCUCAGUAAGAAUUUGAGGGGCCUGGUGUUUCUGCUCUGGGGUUUAUAUGCCCAGAGGAAGGGAGCACUCAUCGACAGAACACGACAUCACGUCCUUGAGACAUCCCACCCAUCUCCCUACUCUGCUCAGCUGGGCUUUUUUGGAAGUAGACACUUCUCCAAAACCAACAUUUUACUCAAGUCAUCUGGAAAGACACCAAUUGACUGGAAAGCACUCUAACUACAAUAGAUAUUUUAAAAGAUUUAUAUGUAAUCGAAUGCCUUUUCAGCAAAAUUGCCACUUGUAGCCUAGUGGUUAAGGUGUAUAACUGUUAAUCAGAAGCUUGCUAGUUCAAAUCCCACCACUGCUGGGCCCUUGUGCUUAACCCUUAAUUGCUUAAGUUGUGUUCAGGUACAAUUAUGCAUUGUUUUGCAUAAAAGCAUCAGCUAAAUGCUGUAACCAUAAAUAAAAUUGUUGCCAUUUUCAGUCUAAGUUAAACAUGUCUGUAAAGUUGUUUUUAAUGUCCUGUGCAGCAUAUCAAAGGAAAUGACGCUUGUUCUAUAUAAGGUAAUGGAGUUCUGGGUGAUGUAAUGGAGUUCUGUAUAAUGUAAUGGAGUUCUGAGUGACGUAAGAAGCUCUGGAUAAUCAACAAAUCUUGUAAUAAUCUGGUUGCUUCUGCUCUGUAGUGGAUGAUUAUUUGUUAAAUAAUCCAUUUAUUUAUUCAGGUUUUUCCUAUACCUUUUCAUUUGUGUGGAUUCAAACCACACAUUCGUAUGGAUUUGGAUUUUCUCAUUGGCUGAUUACAUCUAGAACUAUGUGUUAACAGUUAUGUAUGUUAGUAUUUAAAGCAUAACAUCCAUGUGUUUGUGUGACUAUAGUGACUGGGGUUCUGUAUUUCAAAUGGCAGGACUUU